UAGAAUUGUCAAAUUCUGAAAUGUGAUUGUGAGUUGUGAGUUGUGACGACAAGAAAACAAAUAAAUAAGAUUUAUAUAAACAUUGUAAUUUUAUUAUAAUGUUUUUAAUAAAGUGGAAACUUAUUAAUUCCUAAUAACUACAAGAAAUAAAACAAGAUGAGUUUUGUAGACCUGGCGACUUUAGCAAUGCACCGCCGGCAGGAAUUGGAUGAAAGAAUAAAAGUUUUUCUAGAUAAAUGCGAUCUCGCCAUCGAUGGAAUAGAAAAUCUUAAAACACAGGCCCAAAGCUUCGUCGAUCACUUAAAUUGUGAACCGUCAGAACUGAAAGACCGAUUUCUCAAUUGUAUGAAGAAAUUAGAUGAAUAUAAUUAUCUCAUAACAGAUUUUAAUUUAGCUGUGAGUAAAAUUGAUUCAAACAGCACUCCAAGCAGCACUCCCGUUCAAGACAUCUCAACUAGUUUAAUGGUACCAGAAUCUGUUAGUUAUAACCUCCUUGAUGCAAUCAGUGAACCGAAACCCUCAACCUCGAAAGCUCCAGAGAAACAUAAAAAGAAGAGAGUGCCAAAGGAGGAUCAACUUCUCAUAACAUUUUCAAGCAAUUCCUGUUCAUCGGAGAGUGUUCCAAUAACAAAAUCUGAAAAGAAUAUCGAAUCUGAUAUUGAAGAAAAUAUUAAAAAGAUCUCCUUAGAUGAUUCUUGCAGUGAAUGCAACCUGCCAGCCCAGAGCAUCUUGCAGGUGGACAACAUUUACCCAGCUGUUAUAGUCCAUGUAGACGGCAUAUCAUUCUGGGUUAUAACAGAUAACCUGACGGAGGUUUGUGAUUUGAUGACAGAAAUGACAAGUUACUAUAAAGAGCAUCCGGUGCAGCUAAAUCUCGACCAAGUAAGGGAGUUAACCUACUGCGCAUAUUAUGACAACGAAGACAAUGAGUGCUUCUAUAGAGGACUGUUCAUUAGACUGAGUGAGGACGACAUGAGUAUGGCGGAGGUGUUCCUGGUGGACACAGGUGAGACUCGCCGGGUUCAGUCUUCAUCGCUUCAGCCUCUGCUGCCGCAGUUUGCUAGCACACCACCACAUGCACGGUGCUGCCAUCUAGCGGGGCCAGUUUCAGAUGCACUCGAUAGCUAUGAAGAUCUGAUAGAGGGAAAUCUGAAGAAGUACAUCGGGAAGACAUGCAAGAUUAAGGUUGAUGAUAACACAUCGGAAUCACUGGGGGUGUAUGUGAUCGUUAAGUCCGAUACAUCACCAGUCCAUGAGAUUCUCAACGACAUGAUCCUCAAGCAGAGCUUGGCUUUAACAGAUGAUAAAACCUCUCGAGGAUGUGGGUCUGAGGUCGAUGGGUUUGAUGAGUCUGACUUCGAUAUAGCAAACUGUCCCGAAUACGAGGACCCUCUCGAAGCUGUUACGGGUUAUCGCAACCGUGAUGAAAUAGACAUCUGCAAGCACUACAAGGGAGGAGCGGACAGGACCUGCUUUAAGGGUUCCAGGUGUACGAAGAAACAUGUAGUCAAACAUCCAGAUGGCUGGACGCUAGAUCAGGUGCCAGUGGUGGCCAAGUACCGGCCGCUGCCGCUCCCCGCCCCUGACGCGUGGCUGAAGGUCAAGGUCACGCACGUCGCGCACUUUGACCGCUUCUACGUACACAUUGUGGACGAGAAACAGGUCAAGUGUCCAGGUCCUCCCAGUUUCGGCGUUGUGCUGCCUCCGAGGAGCCUGGAGGAGCUGGUCACUGACAUGAACAGUAACGCCGCCCGCAUGUCCUACAAACAACUCAAGAUAGUGCCAGCGCCUGGCGAGCUGGUGGCAGCGUUGUACCUGGACGAUAUGUGGUACCGAGCGAGAGUGGUGUCUUCCACACGAGCUGACCAAAAUGUAGAGGUGAUGUAUAUAGACUACGGUAACGUAGUGUGGGUGAAGGAGGACGCGAUCCGUGUGCUGGAGCCUCGUUACUGGGCGCUAGAGGCGCAGGCCUGUCGCUGCGCCCUGGCCGGGGUGCUGUCCACCACCAGCGACUCCCGACACUGGGCGGCCGCUAGGAAUCAGCUCACCACACUCAUCAACGACAGGACACUACGGGCUCAUGUCAUAGCUCGGGAUUACGACGAAAUAACAGUGGAACUGUUUGAUGAUAAGGAUCAGAGCAUCGGCGAGCUCAUGGCGGCCGGAGGUUACGUGAAGCUCGAACACUAUGACGUCAUAUCCGACACCGGCCGCACGCAGAUCGUCGUACCAUAACAUGUUGUGUAGCGAUACGAGUAUUACAUGAAUCUUUACCACGUGUUGGCAUUGAUAAACUAAGCACGGACAGUUUUCAGUUUAUCAUUCAUGUACAUGUAAUGAUUAUAUGUGAGAAGAAAAUAAAAUAUAUAUAUAUAUAUGUACAUAUAUAUAUAUAUAUUGUAACGCAGAACGUUUAACUGGGAAGUCCUUAUAGAUACGUGGGACGAGCAAAUUGUUUUUAUGUAUGAAAGAUAAAAGAAUCUUAAAAGUUAAAAUUUACAAUAGUUAGUUAUAUGUGGACUGAUGAUAUAGCCUGGAAUUACUUUGAAAGUUUAGUUUAAAAGCAAAUGAAAUCUACAAAUUAUUAGUAAAUCUUUACAAAAUAAAAUUAGUAACUUUAAAUACAGAAUAGAUUAUGUAAUCAGUGUAUAUCAAAUCAAAGUCUGGAGAUGUCUUAGUUAUAUAGAAAUUCAAGUGUGUUAAAAACAGUUUUAUUUCCACCAUACAAGUGUCUCUCAAAACGUGUUUUUUGUCUAUCAUACAUAAUUCAUUACUAUAUAUCUAUUAAUUUUUAUCGUGAGUCGAUCUCAGUAGACUUCCUAUAUCUGGAACAGUGCUAUUUGAUAAAAGUGUUUAUAUAAGCAUAAAACUAUCCCUACCACGAGUCUGCAUUAACAAAUUAAACAGAUACAUAAGAGUUAAUUCAUAAGUCUCUUCUCCACACAUGAUACUAUCAUUAUAUAUGAAUGUUAAAGUGGAACGUGUUUUGUGUGACAAUACUCGUGGUAGGGGCCCGUUAUUUGUUAAUAGACGAUUGAACAAAAGUUCGGCUUUAUAAAGCAAUAUUUUGUAGGUGCAAUAAGUGCAUGUGAUCGCUUAAGACUCGAGUGCUUUCUCAAACGACUGUGAUAUGUUUUGUUUGAGUUCAAUAUUAAGAUAUUUAGUUUUGUUUCAUUAAAUAUGCUUUGAAAAUAUCUGUGACCUUGUCACAUGCGAAAUAACGUGGAAGUGAAAAAUAUGUUCCUCAUAUAUUCCUAGUUUGCCUUUAAAUAAGAUUUCGUUCGAUUUCAGUCAAUGAAUAUCGUUAAAUAAAAUAAAAGCAAAUGUAUAAAA
Danaus plexippus (monarch butterfly) is the source of this 3333-nucleotide messenger RNA. RefSeq names its product tudor domain-containing protein 1. Gene Ontology annotation, biological process: spermatogenesis. The transcript is spliced from 16 exons. Gene Ontology annotation, molecular function: metal ion binding. The coding region runs from base 157 to 2235 and encodes 692 amino acids. Lineage: Eukaryota; Metazoa; Arthropoda; Insecta; Lepidoptera; Nymphalidae. The record is from RefSeq and is a predicted model, not a curated record.